Desarmillaria tabescens is the source of this 589-nucleotide messenger RNA. RefSeq names its product Yqey-like protein-domain-containing protein. The transcript is spliced from 4 exons. NCBI's taxonomy places the organism in Eukaryota, Fungi, Basidiomycota, Agaricomycetes, Agaricales, Physalacriaceae. Gene Ontology annotation, cellular component: mitochondrion. Bases 27 to 563 code for a protein of 178 amino acids. The record is from RefSeq and is a predicted model, not a curated record. Gene Ontology annotation, molecular function: carbon-nitrogen ligase activity, with glutamine as amido-N-donor.
AUCACGUGUGGAUUUCUUCUUUCUCCAUGGCCAGCUUGUGUACUGCUCGCUGUUUCCUACAGCGUCCACUUUUCCGUCUGUACACUACCUCUGUCCAGCCUUCUCCCAUUCGAGAACAACUGACUGCUGGUGUUAAAAAUGCGUUGAAGAACAAGGAUCCAUUUACCUCAACGUUACUUCGCUCUGUUCUCUCUGAAGUCUAUGCUGCAGACAAGGCUAAGGGCCCCGUUUCCCAGUCUGCUAUAGUUUCCAUCAUACGGAAAGCCGUUGCUCGUCGGAAUGAUGCCAUCGACCAAUAUGCGAAAGCGAACAGACAAGAUCUCGUCGACAAGGAGUCCAAAGAAGUCAACGCAUUGGCAGCGUUUCUACCCCCACUACUAUCCGAGGCAGAGGUAGACUCGAGACUGCGUGCUGCUAUGGAAGCGGAGGGUAUCACUGCCGACAGUGACCCACGGAAGAGCACUGGAAAAAUUAUGAAGGCUUUCUACGCGACUGUGGACAAGUCCGAGGUUGACGCGUCCCUCGUAAAACAACGAUUGGAUCUUAUUCUACCUCAAAAGUAACAUGGCCCUUGAUCUUUAUUUCCAGU